This is a messenger RNA of Anopheles coustani, 3692 nucleotides long. RefSeq names its product death-associated inhibitor of apoptosis 1-like. Gene Ontology annotation, molecular function: ubiquitin protein ligase activity; cysteine-type endopeptidase inhibitor activity involved in apoptotic process. The transcript has 2 exons. Gene Ontology annotation, cellular component: nucleus; cytoplasm. Gene Ontology annotation, biological process: positive regulation of protein ubiquitination; regulation of cell cycle; negative regulation of apoptotic process. The record is from RefSeq and is a predicted model, not a curated record. Lineage: Eukaryota; Metazoa; Arthropoda; Insecta; Diptera; Culicidae. The coding region runs from base 527 to 2122 and encodes 531 amino acids.
UUUCUGCAAUUUUCAACCAAGUUUGUAGUUGCGAAGUGAACUGGUUGGUGGCGUGUAUUUCAGUGCGAUUGUAGUGUAGACAGUGUUCAAAGUUUUUGCAAAUUCUUUUACUAUUUUUGCCAAAAUGGAACAUGCCCUUGAGCGUGGCAAUGGUGUCUACCAUUGCUAAUAAUAAAUUUGGCCGAUGCCGUUCGAAGACUUCUACUGCAUUAAAACGAAUACCAUCGUAAAGGAUCAACUUCAGUGCAUCGCCCAAAUUUAUUUAAAAUUCGCCGCAACUUUCUGUCUGCGUGAUAUCGAUUAGGCACACGACCAAAACACACUACCCGCAACAACUACCACACUGUGUAUCGGCUGCUUCUGUGUCCGGUGCAUCGAGAGUGCAUGAUCAACAUCUGCCUCAUUGUCAGCAGCGACAGAGAUAGGGUAGUACGAGCGUCAACACUCGAUCCCCUCCCAUUGAAACGUGCGCUUUGUAACGAAACAGUACUAAUACCACGGUUGAAUCAGUUGAAUCGCUCAUUUGAUGGACCAUACACACGAUAAAGGCACGUUCUUGCUUUGUCUCGCGAUCUUCAUACAGAAGAUAACGAUCGUGUUCCAGUGGACUCAGAGGAUUUACAGUCUUAAGCCACAGUCGGCGACCUCGUUAGGUGCAGGAGGUUACGUCGAGGACGAAGAGAAACGAGUAUCGGACAGUGGGUUGCUUUGUAGUGGUGCAGCAGCUGCUACUACAACUACUUCCCGUAAAGGAAAAGCAGAAGAUAACGUCAGCAUGACGGCACAGGUGUUAUCCCACCCGGUACCAAUCGAUCUGCCGGACAACAAGCAUAAAGAAGACGAUCUGCCAUGCAUGUCGUCGGAGUACUACAACAUAGAGGAGAAUCGGUUACGAUCGUUUGCCCGGUGGCCGGUACCGUUCGUCAGCGCGAAUGUGCUGGCGAAGUACGGAUUCUUCUACCUUGGCACGGACGACACGGUCAAGUGCUACUUCUGCCGGGUGGAGAUCGGCCUCUGGGAGCCACAGGACGACGUCAUACAAGAGCAUCUGCGCUGGUCACCAUACUGCGCCCUGCUGAAGAAGCGCCCGACGAACAAUGUGCCGAUCAACGCGAACUACCUCGAUGCCGUGCCGGAACCGAGCUACGACACCUGCGGUAUCAACAUCCGGCAGCAUUCGUACGCAGAGAAUAGAUACGAGCGGCCGUCGCAGGAGCUGGAGCGCAUGAGCGGCGACUCGUGGGGUGCUGCCAGCGACAUUAGUCUUAGCAGCAGCAGCAGUGGGAAUAGUCAUGAUGAACCGAGCGAUAUGGUGGUCGUAGCUGGUGGUGGUACAAGUGGCGGAGGGGUGCAGCAGGAUCGUGCCUCAUCGAUGACGGUCGCCGAGUGGAACAGCGGGCUGUUCAUGGGCGAACAGAGUGCGAUGCGCCGCCCAGAGUAUCCGAACUACGCGAUCGAAGCCGAUCGGUUCAAGUCGUACGAGGACUGGCCAACGUCACUGAAGCAAAAGCCGAAGCAGCUCAGCGAUGCCGGGUUCUUCUACACCGGCAAGAGCGAUCGCGUGAAGUGCUUCAGCUGCGGCGGUGGGCUAAAGGACUGGGAGCAGGACGACGAGCCGUGGCAACAGCAUGCAAUCUGGUACAGCAACUGUCAUUACCUGCAGCUCAUGAAGGGUCCCGAGUUCAUCCGGAAGUGCAUAGCGCUAAAGGAAGCGGCAACGGCCGCGAGCGAACCUACCGCCGAUAACCGUGCGUCGUCGUCGGCCUCGUCACAGCCGUCGACAUCGGGUAUCAGCUCGGCGUCGUCAUCCAUCAUGAGCACCUCGCCUGCUUCCUCGAGCGGACUCAGUUCACCAUCGCCGGUCGGCACGCUGGAGGACGAAGAUUGUACGCUGCGCUGCGGAAGCGACGUUUCGGGCGGGGAAGAGGCUGGUCGGGAUGAUACCGGCAACCGCAAGGUGUCCGAUGGAAAGAUUUGCAAAAUCUGCUUCGUCAACGAGUAUAACACCGCGUUCAUGCCAUGCGGCCACGUGGUAGCCUGCGCUAAGUGUGCAUCUUCCGUCAACAAAUGUCCGCUCUGCCAGCAACCAUUUAUCAACGUGCUACGGCUGUACCUGUCGUGAAGAGGCCUUCCGAAGCAACUCUAAUCAGUGGAUUGCUAGCUUUUUUUUUGCCUCAAGGGUGCUGGCCCAACUGUUGUUUGCUUUCCCGAAAGUCCUUUGUUUUACCGCGAAAUCCCGUACCAUGUAAAUUUUUCCGAUUUCUCGAUGAUCAACGUACGUACAGAAAGAUUAAAGGCAUUUUUUUCUUCUAAAUUUUAUCGUUUUCAAACGAAAUCGAAUUUAAUGAAUUCAACGAACAUUUCGAGCAACCUUUUUAAUUAUUGUCAGAAAUUUAAAAUUCGAUCAAAAGUAAACUUUUAUCGUCAACAAAAUCGACCAUCAGCCGUCUUCGUCAAAUGUCCACGUCAAUUCAUGAAUUCGUAAAUCUCCGCAAUUCUUCGACAAUGAACAUUUGACUAUCAAACGGCGGUUGUUUGCUAGAAUUUGAACGCUUUGGUUGUCGGUAAGUGCUGCUGCAUAAUAUUUCGAAUCGAAAUCGAAUUGGGUAGAGUUUCAACGAGAAGCAAAGACCGCAGGGAAAAGGUGCGCAAAAGAGAAACAGUUUUUGCAUAGCACGGCAGAAAAUGUAGCGAAACGUAAAAUCAGUCUGGUUUACAUCAGUCAGAAGGAAACUGAAACUUUCCACCGAAGAAACCCUAACGUGUAAAGUCAUAUUAUGGGCAAGAGGGCACUGAUAGGACGUGCCAGCCCUCGUCCUCGUCGCCUUCGUCAGCAUUUACGCAAACGGCUCGCGGAACGACGGUGGGGCGAACACGCGGCGCACUGCUGCGUUCGUCUAGGAUGCGAACGUUUUUGGAUUAUCACCGCUUCGGUCCAUUGUCUCCGUGCCGCUGCGUGCCGGUGUGUAUUGCAGGGAGCAAGAGAAAGGUCCUGUAAAAAUGGAAUAAUGGACAGAUAUACUAGCGAUUUAACAUAGGAAUAACGAAAAGGUAUGAAUGAAAUGAAUUUUGAGGAGGUGAAAAUGAAUUUCUAUUUCUGGAGGAGUGCGAGAGUACGGGGCUAAGACAUGUCCUUAAGUGGUAACUCUGGUACCUGGCUGACAGUUUGGGAAUGUAGAUAUUCAAUAUACAUAAAUAUAUAUAUUUUUGUUUGGCGACAUGUCGGUCUUAAAAACUUUGCCAAGUAAAGCGGCUUCAGCAUAUACAGGCUUCAGCUCUAGUGUACUAACAGCAUAACGAAAGCCGCGACCUGUCAUGAAAAUGAAAAAAUCGAAAAAACUGCAACACACAUCAUCCUAAUAAUUAUUAAAAUAGCAUAGUGGCUCUAGUGCCUGCUAGCGAACAAUAGACCUAGAUCUCCCAGGAACUUAUAUGGAAAAUCAUAAAAUCAACUGUGCAUGAAGAAGUACCUUAUAACUAUGUGACUACUAUUCGAGUAACAACAUUGACGAUAUAUCGCUCCGGUGUGCAUAUAAUUUAAGACGUAAUUAUACACUUUUUGCAUUAGCCGUGAAUUAGUUAUGAGGUUACUUUUAACCUGGUUAUUAAACCUGACAUAAAAAAAAAAAUGGAAUAAACUGUAAAGAAUUAUGUUGAACCUGUAAAACCGUGCCGGCGUCUAGUCUUUUAUU